Opisthorchis viverrini is the source of this 282-nucleotide messenger RNA. RefSeq lists its product as hypothetical. The annotation marks the transcript as partial. The transcript is spliced from 2 exons. Lineage: Eukaryota; Metazoa; Platyhelminthes; Trematoda; Opisthorchiida; Opisthorchiidae. The record is from RefSeq and is a predicted model, not a curated record.
GUUCCGUAACAACGGAUGCGGUGGAAGCGGUCACCAUCGAUGGGUGUGCUCAGGAACCGUGCGUCGUACGAGCAGGUGGUACUCUCAAGCUAACCAUAAGGUUUACCUCACCGUUAAACAUGGUGAAGCCGAAGUCACGCUUUUUAUACUACUCGACAUCCAGGUCAACUAGUCCGGAACGAGAAGACAAGUGGGGUAUCGCUUGUGAUUCGGAUGAAGAGUACUGUUUCAAGCUGAAUUCAAACUACAACUUCAAGGUGGAAUCCACGUUACCAAAUGAAA